Messenger RNA from Suillus plorans, 861 nucleotides. RefSeq lists its product as uncharacterized. The coding region runs from base 1 to 861 and encodes 286 amino acids. The transcript has 15 exons. NCBI's taxonomy places the organism in Eukaryota, Fungi, Basidiomycota, Agaricomycetes, Boletales, Suillaceae. The record is from RefSeq and is a predicted model, not a curated record.
AUGUACUGGUGCAUGCUCACCAAUCAGUUCACCGUACUAACCACGCAGCCAGACUUACUCCGAGUCUAUGGUGCCUGCCGCUCAAAUGCUGUUCCAAAUAUUUACACCCCGAUCGUGCCGGGUUCCUUCAGAGAUAAGAAGAUGGAGUACUCGGCAGUCGAUGUCUCAGCGGCCACGAGUCUGCAGCGAUUAGCGCUUAGUGUCGAUGACGACGUUCUGGUGGGAAUUUCUGCGUCGGUCGCGCUGGACCAAAGUAAAAGCCCUUUAUAUCAUGACACGACAUCUCCCCUUUUUUCUGAUCGUCAUGUACCUAUGUCUGAACUUCGCCCCGAUACCCCAAUGAUCGUGCUCGUAGGCCUGCUGUCUACUGCUUUCAGCUGGCGAUCGACAAAGGGCCCUCUGCAAGCCAUCUUGGUGAAGCAUAACAUAUUCUACUAUGUAUGCGGUCUCUUUCUCUCGGCCGUCAACAUCCUCGUGCCAGCGCUAUUUCCCAACGUGCGUAAACCCCCUGGUACUAUCGUGCUAUCCCCAGUGCGCGCACCUGAUAGGGCACACUCGGGCACCGUGGGCAUGCUUCACUCUGCGCUUACAUUGACGCAAACCGCAGCCAUCGAACUUGGUCACAACGGAAUCACAGUGAACGCAUAUGCGCCAGGAACAAUUCAAACACCAAUGCUUGCUAGGUUGGCUGGAUCAGCAGAUUAUAACGACAUUUACGAUGAGCUCAAACGGUUGUCGUCCGUAGGUGACCUCGGAAGUACCCAGGAUAUUGCGAACUUGGUUUCAUUUCUGGUGACUCCGGAAGCGCGUUUCAUCACAGGCCAAACAAUAACGAUCGAUGGCGGUAUCUUCUUUGAUUGA